UCUGACCAGAAUCUUUUUGGAUUCACUGUUGGAUUCCAAGAUCGAGCUGAGUUUUGACAUGAGAAGAUGUUCCAGUUCCUUCCAGCUACCUAAUAGGACACGCAAUGAAGACAAUCAAUGAAAACCAGAAGAUCUACUGUUAUAAUUAAGAACCUCAAGAAUAGGCAAGGGAAAAAGAAGGCCAGGCCGCACAUACAUGGACAAAGCCCAUUUCUCAGAAGAUACAACUUCUAAGAAACAGAAAGAUUUGCCUUAUGAUAGGGAUUUCUCCCAAAUUAAGAUAUACAAGGAUUACAAUUUUACCUCAAAAAAUGAUGUCCUUGAUGUUUCAAAUCAAAUUCUUCUAACAGUAGAUGACCUUCAAGAAAAGGCUACAUAUAAAGAGACUUGCAGUCAUGCAGACAUGGCCAUGACUCUGGGUAAAAUGACUAAAACUGUUAUCAACAAAAGCUAUGAUAAAAAGAAACAAUCCACCACAAAUCUUGAUAUUCGAGCUAAUGAAAGAGUCCCUUCAAAGUCAAACAUUUCUCAUAUUUUACUCCUUCAUCUUUCCAAUGAGGAAUUAUUAAAAGGUCAAGACAUUAAUUGUGAAACUCUCCCAGAGAUUUCUAAUGCCGACAGUUCUGAUGAAGUUCUUAUUAAAAAUAUUAUUUUGCACCAUGUUAAGAAUUCUUGGCCAAAAGAACAAACCCCAGAACUCACAGACCAACUGAGCCCCCAAAAGGGUGGUGAACACAGCAAAAUGCCUUGUUGUUCUCUAACUGUGAGAGAAGAAUAUGCCUCUGAUUUAGAGGCUGCUGGAGAGAGCAGCCAUCAAGAAACUUCACAUUUUCUAACUAAAAUCAAGAGUCCACAUGAUAAACCAAAAAGUUGCCAAGGGCAGCCACUCCAGAAACUGCAGACUGGCAAAGCAGUUUCAGGCAGUGGGUUCAAACAUGGCCCUGGUCUGGCUCAUUACCAGUUAUCUGAUUUCCCUAAGGUUGUUCCCAAAGGGAAAAUCCCUAAAAAUAAAACAAUUAAUAAACCACUUACAACAGAUAAACAAGCCAACUUUUCUCCUAAAUUGAGAGAUAAGUCAGCUAUUGUGCAAGAUAUUUUAGAAAGCAUGUCUAGGUCAAACUGUAUUGAAAGACAUGGGCAGAAAAGGAAAACUGCUGAACCUUCACAACAGAUAGAGAUGGAGCCCACAAUACAUAUUCACCAAGAACAUCUCACAGGAAUAGAAUCUGAGAUGAGUCUCUUUAAGGUGUCAUCAAUCACUCAGAAAGACCUUUCCCCAAGCUCUUCUUACAUAUUUCAGAAGAUAACCCAAGGGAAACAGAUGUGCCAGAAGUUAAAAGAACAGACUGAUCAACUGAAGACUAAAGUACAAGAGUUUUCCCAAAGCAUAGUGCAGGACUCUCCCUAUCUUUUGCAAGACAAGAGUCUGGUCCUGGAGAAACUGCAGGGACAUCUUGAACUGCUGGAGCAGGAGUUUCUGGACAACAAGGAGAAGCAUCUGACUUUGAAGCAAGUUCACAGGCAUGAAUCCCCAGCUGUCGGUGACUUUGAUCCAGAAAGAGAAGUGGAAGGUGAAAUCUUCAAGUUGGAGCUGCUACUUGAAGAUGUUAAAGAGAAAAUUAAUAAGGGCAAAUGUACUUCAGCCGUCUCUUUUCCCGUGAGCUCUCCAAUCAUCCCGGAUGACUUGGCAUCCACAUCCUCUCCACCCUCAAAUGAGCCCCAGGCCAUUACAGCACAGACCCCACCGAGGGAGAAAGGGGAGAAAUCGGAGAAAUCCAAGGGAAGGAGUCCCGAAGUGGAGAACCCCAACACCACCUCGGGAAACCAGGACCCAGACCACGCGCAGAUGACCAGUCCAAGCUGUGCCUUUUGCCACGGAGUUCUUGAAUGGAAGGAAAACGCGGAGAAAAAAGGGCACAGGAGCACCAACUGUGGAAGGUGUCCCCCCGCCAUUCAAGAAAAGUCCCUGCAUGCAAAUUCGAUUCACAGUUCUGAUGCAGGCUCCAGCUGCUCUUCUCUUUCUGGGACUGGACUGCAAAGUAAUCAGUGUGAGAUCUGUGGCACUAAGAGUCAUAAUUCCAGAAGAGUCUGUGGCAAAAAGCCACUUGAAGAAUUUCAUUACAAAUACAACAUGCCAGGACAGAAUUACUUAAAUCCUAAUGAAAGUAGUGCCUUUGUCAAGCUCUGCUUUUUAAACGAAAAUAAAAAUUCUUCACCUUCUCGUUCAAAGCCAGAAUGGAUCUGUUCCCAGACAUUGAAUCCAAAAUCCUCUCAUGAUGAACAUGAGCCCAUACCAGGAAAGAUUUUGGGAAGCAAGUCCUUAACCAACUUUGGCAGUAUUGAAGAAACAGAAUCUGAGGUGAGGAGCUUCAGGAAAAAAACCAUUCUAGAAUCCUUGCAGCUUUUAAGUAUGGUCUUGACCACAAAACUGAUGGCUUUUAAAUUAUUACAUUAUGGGGGGACCAGAAAACGCUCCACUAAAAUCAACUUGUGCUCAGCACUAACAUAAAGACACACAGCAUGAGCAGCUACAUGGUUGUAUUAUUCCUAAAUUGGUUCCAAGGGAAAUUUCCUGGAGAAAGUGUUUUGUGGGUGGUGCCUCAGCUGCAGGAUCCCUUGGGCCGGGAGUGCAGGCAGCAGCUUGUUUCCAGCCGCUCACAAGUCUGUUCCAGUGACAGUGGGGUUAGAGCUGCCUGCAGUUCCCUAUUUUCCAGUCAAAUCCCAGGCCAUUUCAAACGCUUUCAACACAAGCACUAGUCUCCGUGGGUGCCCUCUCAGGGGUUAUGACCCUUCCGUCUCCUUUGACGACCCCCAAG
This is a messenger RNA of Mustela lutreola (European mink), 2816 nucleotides long. It is a transcript of the gene AKNAD1, whose product is annotated as AKNA domain containing 1. The transcript is spliced from 14 exons. The record is from RefSeq and is a predicted model, not a curated record. Lineage: Eukaryota; Metazoa; Chordata; Mammalia; Carnivora; Mustelidae. The coding region runs from base 197 to 2509 and encodes 770 amino acids.